AUGGCACACCACCGCAACCAGUCCGUGGCUGCCAAUGCCCUCGACCACCUGUCGACCGGCGGCGCCAUCGAAUGGCUCGCCAAUCUCGAUACUGCUUACAAGCCCGAGAGGAACCUGCGAAGGACAUCCAUCAUCUGCACAAUCGGUCCCAAGACCAACUCGGUCGAGGCCAUCAACAAGCUGAGGACUGCGGGUCUCAACGUGGUCCGCAUGAACUUCUCCCACGGAUCGUACGAGUACCACCAGUCCGUCAUCGACAAUGCCCGCGCCGCCGAGAAGGCCCAGCCUGGCCGUCAGAUCGCCAUUGCUCUUGACACCAAGGGUCCUGAGAUCCGUACUGGCAACACCAAGAACGACGAGGAUCUUCCCUUGAAGGCCGGCACCAUCAUGAACAUCACCACUGAUGAGAAGUACGCUACAUCUUGUGACACUGAGAACAUGUACGUUGACUACAAGAACAUCACAAAAGUCAUUGACGUUGGCAAGAUCAUCUUCGUGGAUGACGGUAUCAUUGCCCUCGAGGUCCUCGAGAUCGUCGAUGACAAGACCAUUAAGGUCAAGGCCAAGAACAACGGCUUCAUCAGCUCCAAGAAGGGUGUCAACCUGCCCAACACGGAUGUCGAUCUACCCGCUCUGUCCGAGAAGGACAAGAACGAUCUCCGCUUUGGUGUCAAGAACAACGUCGACAUGGUGUUCGCCUCUUUCAUCCGCCGAGGCCAGGAUAUCAAGGACAUUCGUGAGGUUCUUGGCGAGGACGGCAAGCACAUUCAGAUCAUUGCCAAGAUCGAGAACAGGCAAGGUCUGAACAACUUCAAGGAGAUCCUUGACGAGACCGAUGGUGUCAUGGUGGCCCGUGGUGACCUGGGUAUCGAAAUCCCCGCCGCUGAGGUGUUCGCCGCCCAGAAGAAGCUCAUUGCCAUGUGCAACACAGCUGGCAAGCCCGUUAUCUGCGCCACGCAAAUGCUUGAGUCCAUGAUCAAGAACCCCAGGCCCACUCGUGCCGAGAUCUCCGAUGUUGGCAACGCCGUCACGGACGGUGCCGACUGUGUGAUGUUGUCCGGUGAGACUGCCAAGGGUUCCUACCCCAACGAGGCCGUUCACGAGAUGCACGAGGCUUGUCUCCAGGCUGAGAACACCAUCCCGUACGUACAACACUUCAACGAGCUGUCCACGUUGGCCAAGCCUCCUGUGAGCAUCGUCGAGUCUUGCGCCAUGGCCGCCGUCCAGCAGUCCCUCCGUAUCAACGCCGGUGGUAUCCUCGUCCUGUCGACCUCCGGUGACAGCGCCCGUCUGCUCUCCAAGUACCGUCCCGUCUGCCCCAUCUUUAUGGUGACCCGCAGCGCGACCACUUCCCGCAACGGUCAUCUCCACCGUGGCGUCUACCCCUUCUAUUUCCCUGAGGAGAAGCCUGACUUCACCAAGGUCAACUGGCAGGAGGACGUCGACCGCCGCAUCAAGUGGGGUAUCUCCAAUGCGUUGGACCUCAACGUUAUCAGCCGUGGCGACACUAUCGUGGUUGUUCAGGGCUGGAAGGGCGGCAUGGGCAACACCAACACGAUCCGUAUCGUCAAGGCCGACCAGCACCUCGGCAUUGGUCAGCUUGAGUAG
Messenger RNA from Pseudomassariella vexata, 1608 nucleotides. Its product is annotated as pyruvate kinase. Gene Ontology annotation, molecular function: potassium ion binding; magnesium ion binding; pyruvate kinase activity. The coding region runs from base 1 to 1608 and encodes 535 amino acids. The record is from RefSeq and is a predicted model, not a curated record. Gene Ontology annotation, cellular component: cytoplasm. The transcript is spliced from 2 exons. Lineage: Eukaryota; Fungi; Ascomycota; Sordariomycetes; Amphisphaeriales; Pseudomassariaceae. Gene Ontology annotation, biological process: glycolytic process.